Molecule: messenger RNA, 2337 nt
Organism: Lichtheimia ornata
Lineage: Eukaryota; Fungi; Mucoromycota; Mucoromycetes; Mucorales; Lichtheimiaceae
Exons: 10
Coding region: 1-2337 (778 amino acids)
Cellular component (GO): cytosol
Molecular function (GO): mRNA binding
Source: RefSeq, a predicted model, not a curated record
AUGGCCGAUACUUGUUACACUCCCGUUGUGAGACUACCGAAAAGCAAAAACAGCUCUUCCUCAACCCAAUCUAUCAGCAACUGUCAAGAUGCACAGGUGGACCUAAAGGACAUGAUCGUAUCUGAGACAUUGAAUUUCGAUGGUCUUGCAGGUGCUAUCAGUGAGAUGGAUCUACACAACCUUUUGCAAGCUUAUCCACCCCUCGAGGUUGUAAUUCAUCAGGAUGGUGACAGUGGUUAUCUACGAUUCUCAGACGCCAAAACAGCGGAUCGAGUGUAUUCGUUGUUCAAUGGUUUCACUUUUCCCAACAAUAGCAGCAAGUUGCAAAUUCAAAUAUCAGGCGAUGGUAGUAAUCAUGAGCAUGAGCCCAAGGGUCCUAUUCUUGAAGUCAAGGGUCUUCCUAAUGGGAUCGACAAUGAUGGAUUAUAUGAUCUAUUCCGACCAUUUGGGCCAUUGAGUUUAUGCAAGCCGAUAGUAAUAGGCAGGACUUUUCGAGGAACAGCAUUUGUACAGUAUUUCUUUCAAGCUCAUUCGGACGAAGCACUAGAUCACCUGAAUGGCAAGUCAUUGGAUGAUGGUACCACACUCUCGGUUGCAGCGUUUAUGCCAUCCAAGAUCCGUAACACCGACUAUCAACAACAAGGAAGCAAGAAUUCUGCAGCCUCGCUUGCUCCUUCUUCUUCACUCGACAAGUCAGAGUCCUAUGUCGAUUAUAUGAACUUGUACAUCAAGAACCUGGAACCUCACAUUGACAAUGACGCUCUUUUCCACAUGUUCAGAAGAUUUGGUCACAUCGUCUCGGCAAGAGUCAUGAGCAACCCUGUUACUGGGCAGUCAAAAGGUUAUGGUUUCGUUAGCUACGACAAGCCCGAGGAAGCUGCUGCUGCUUUACACGAGAUGAAUGGAAAGAUACCUCCCAGUUGUAUGAAGCCAUUGAUGGUUGCCUUUCAUGAACCCAAGAAACCUCGCCAAGAGAAGCAUCAACAGCAACAGCAACAUCAACAUCAACAACAGCAUCUUGGUACAUCUCCUAUCCCCAACGCGUUACAACCAGUGCAGCAUCAACAUCAGCAUCAACCAUUUAUGAGCCCGAUUGGAGCACCGGUGCGUAUUCCACCUCACGCUGCUGAAUAUGCGUCAAAUGCCAUGUCGUCAAUGGCAGGUAGCACAGGCAUCACUAUGCCAUACGACAAUCGCCAUCCAUAUGACAUGACGACUACUACAGCUACUACUACAUCUGCAAACAUCCCUUCCCAAAUGAAUGGUUUGGGUAUUGAUAGCGUGGAUCAGAUUGCUCUCAACAUUAAGUCUAUUGGGCAAAAGCGCCCAUCCCCUCCUCAACAAGUGCAUCGUAAGUUUUCUGCAGCUGAGUCCAACUUUGGACAGCAUCCCCUGCGUCUUUCUCCACCUUUCUCCACCUCGCCACUUUCUGGUGUGAGCAGCACGGGUCCUUCAUUGGCUUCUUUAGCUUCGGGAAUCAAUGUACAACCUCGUCCACCCAACAUGCCACCUCCACAACAACAACAACCGGAUUAUAGAACAGCCAAUGGUCGCCCAACUUUGAGACGUAAAGGCUCACUUGAGUCAGUCAGCUCCAUCAUGACAGAGUCAAGUGCUUCGGUGCAGCGUCAAAGAUUAGUGGAGGCUGUCAUGCGAUGCGGUGAUUAUGCCAAAUCGGUCAAUGAUAUUGUGGAUAUGCUGCUUACUCUGAAACGUAAGGAGCGUUCACUUUGUUUAUUCAACCAAGACUUUUUACGUGAAAAGAUCGAGUUGGCUUUGAUUGCAUUGGAGACAUUCAACGAAGAAGAGCAAGCUCAAGAAGAAGAAGGAAACGAUUAUGCUCAAAAUGUGCCUGGUGUCAUGGAUACCGAUAUGAGCCCUAUCAAGGCACCAACGAUCCCCACUCGUGUGUCCAAAGCUAUUCCCAUUGUCGCUCCUCCUCCAGAAUCACCAGCAACGAAAAAGCCAACUAGUUCUUCACCACCACAACAACAGCAACCAACCACUACCACCCCACGAACGACAUCUGCAACCAAUGGUUCUACUACUACAACUUCUAACAACACCACUACCACCACCAGCACCAGUAAUAACAAUGAUGAUAAAACAGAUAUCGAGGCCUUGUUGGCAUCAUUGGAAGGAAAACCUGUGCAUGAGAAGAAACAACAACUAGGUGAUCGCCUAUUUCCACUCGUCAAGGCAACUGGUACGAAGCAAGCACCCAAGGUCACCAUUCGGCUGUUGGAUAGCAUUGAUCUCCACGAGCUGGCUCAUCUCAUGUAUGACAAGGAUAAGUUAAAGGAACGUGUGGAAGUGGCCUUUGCGUCAUUGAAGUGA